AUGGCCGAACAAGGCCUCUUCUCUGCCGAAUACCUGUCGCCCGAAGUGCAGGCCGAGCUGCCUGAAGGUUACAAGCUGCGAGCUCUGCGACGGACGGAUUUCGACGCCGGCUUUCUCGACUGCUUACGGGUGCUGACGACGGUUGGAGACAUUCCAAAGGACAAGUGGGAGGCGCGCUACGACUGGAUCUCGAAGCAGGACGGCACAUACUUUGUCAUUGUCAUUGAAGACACGAAUACCAGCCCCUCGAGGAUCGUUGGCACCGGCGCAGUGCUGGUAGAGCGCAAAUUCAUCCACAAUCUCGGUUCUGUUGGCCAUAUCGAGGAUAUCGCCGUCGCCAAAGACCAACAAGGCAAGAAGCUUGGCCUGCGCAUCAUCCAGGCGCUCGACUACAUCGCCAAACAAAUAGGGUGUUAUAAGACAAUACUCGACUGCAGCGAGCACAACGAAGGCUUCUACGUCAAGUGCGGUUUCCGGAGGGCAGGCCUGGAGAUGGCCCAUUACCAUGAGGGGCACAAGAGUGGUAGCGCCCAAUAA
Molecule: messenger RNA, 537 nt
Organism: Parathielavia appendiculata
Lineage: Eukaryota; Fungi; Ascomycota; Sordariomycetes; Sordariales; Chaetomiaceae
Product: acyl-CoA N-acyltransferase
Exons: 2
Coding region: 1-537 (178 amino acids)
Biological process (GO): UDP-N-acetylglucosamine biosynthetic process
Cellular component (GO): Golgi apparatus; endoplasmic reticulum-Golgi intermediate compartment; endoplasmic reticulum
Molecular function (GO): glucosamine 6-phosphate N-acetyltransferase activity; monosaccharide binding
Source: RefSeq, a predicted model, not a curated record